Molecule: messenger RNA, 2397 nt
Organism: Alligator sinensis (Chinese alligator)
Lineage: Eukaryota; Metazoa; Chordata; Crocodylia; Alligatoridae
Gene: NPR2
Product: natriuretic peptide receptor 2
Exons: 16
Coding region: 144-1763 (539 amino acids)
Biological process (GO): intracellular signal transduction; receptor guanylyl cyclase signaling pathway; cGMP biosynthetic process
Molecular function (GO): peptide hormone binding; guanylate cyclase activity; natriuretic peptide receptor activity
Source: RefSeq, a predicted model, not a curated record
UGGACAACCCCCCCUGCGUCUUCGACGUCGACGACCCCUCCUGUGACCGAACCCCCCUGUCCACGCUGGCCAUCGUGGCCCUGGGCACGGGCCUCACCUUCGUCAUCUUCGGCAUCUCCAGCUUCCUGAUUUUCAGGAAGCUGAUGCUGGAGAAGGAGCUGGCCAGCAUGCUGUGGCGCAUCCGCUGGGACGAGCUGCAGUUCGGGAGCACCGACCGCUGCCACAAAGGGGCUGGCAGCCGGCUCACGCUCUCCCUGCGCGGCUCCAGCUACGGCUCCCUGAUGACGGCCCACGGCAAGUACCAGGUCUUUGCCAACACCGGACACUUCAAGAUGCGGGACAUCCAGUUCAACCACCUGACCCGCUUCAUCGGGGCCUGCAUCGACCCGCCCAACCUCUGCAUCGUGACGGAGUACUGCCCGCGGGGCAGCCUGCAGGACAUCCUGGAGAACGAGAGCAUCAACCUGGACUGGAUGUUCCGCUACUCGCUCAUCAACGACAUCGUCAAGGGCAUGGCCUUCCUGCACAACAGCAUCAUCGGGCACCACGGCAGCCUCAAGUCGUCCAACUGCGUGGUGGACAGCCGCUUCGUGCUCAAGAUCACCGACUACGGACUGGCCAGCUUCCGCGCCACGCCCGACGCCGACGAUGCCCACGCGCUCUACGCCAAGAAGCUGUGGACGGCGCCCGAGCUGCUGCAGAAGGGGCAGCUGCCCACCCAGGGCAUGCAGAAGGCCGACGUCUACAGCUUCGGUGUCAUCCUGCAGGAGAUCGCCCUGCGCAACGGCCCCUUCUACGUCGAGGGCAUGGACCUGAGUCCCAAGGAGAUCGUGCAGAAGGUGCGGCACAGCCAGGCGCCGUUCUUCCGGCCCUCCAUCGACCUGGGCGCGCACAGCGAGGAGCUGGCCCUGCUCAUGGAGCGCUGCUGGGCCCAGGAGCCGGCCGAGCGCCCCGACUUCAGCCAGGUCAAGGUCUUCAUCCGCCGCUUCAACAAGGAGGGCAGCACCAGCAUCCUGGACAACCUGCUGUCGCGCAUGGAGCAGUACGCCAACAACCUGGAGAAGCUGGUGGAGGAACGGACGCAGGCCUACCUGGAGGAGAAGCGCAGGGCCGAGAACCUGCUCUACCAGAUCCUGCCCCACUCCGUGGCCGAGCAGCUGAAGCGCGGGGAGACGGUGCAGGCCGAGGCCUUUGACAGCGUCACCAUCUACUUCAGUGACAUCGUUGGCUUCACAGCGCUGUCGGCGGAGAGCACCCCCAUGCAGGUGGUGACGCUGCUGAACGACCUGUACACCUGCUUUGACGCCAUCAUCGACAACUUCGAUGUCUACAAGGUGGAGACGAUCGGCGACGCCUACAUGGUGGUGUCGGGGCUGCCAGUGCGCAACGGCAAGCUGCACGCCCACGAGAUCGUGCGCAUGGCGCUGGCGCUGCUCGACGCCGUGCGCACCUUCCGCAUCCGGCACCGGCCCAGUGACCAGCUGCACCUGCGCAUCGGCAUCCACACCGGCCCAGUGUGCGCCGGGGUCGUGGGGCUGAAGAUGCCGCGGUAUUGCCUCUUUGGGGACACGGUGAACACGGCCUCGCGCAUGGAGUCCAAUGGGCAGGCCCUGAAGAUCCACGUCUCCUCCACCACCAAGGAGGUCCUGGACGAGUUUGGCUGCUUCGAGCUGGAGCUGCGCGGGGACGUAGAAAUGAAGGGGAAGGGGAAGAUGCGGACAUACUGGCUGCUGGGCGAGAGGAAGAACAACAUGGUCGCUUGAGCCCUCCGGCCGUGGAGCCCUUGCCCCAUCCCUGACUGCCGCGCGCUGCCGAUGGACUGCAGGUCAGCGGGACCCGUGCCCGCCCUGCCCGCCAGGCCGCUCUGCACCCGGUGCCCGCGCCCAGGACAGGGUAGAGCAGACCCAGCCCUGACUGGCAUCAGCAGAGCCAGCGUCACCGUGGCACAGCCCUGGGCCCGUGCCUGCUCUUCCUUGCACGGGGGCGGGCAGGAACCGGCCAGAGCCUGGGGGCGCACCUGCUGAGUCUCCCCGUGACCCUGCCCCGACUGCCCCCUCCUCCCCUCCCUGGGGCUCAGCUGGCCCAAGCCCCUGCUGCCCCCACUCGGCUGGCCGAGCCCUGCGCCCUCCCCCGCCCCCGGGCACUUUGCCUGCUUUUUUUUCAGGACUCGCUAACCCCCCACCACGAGCGUCAGGGGCUCCUGCCCAGGCUGGCCCCACAGCAGAGCGGGGCGGGAGGCACCGCCGGGGCCAGUGCAGCUGCUCCCCCAGCCCAGGAAGCGCCCCACGCUCCUCCUGCCCACUGUAAAUACCCCAUGGGCCACGACCCCUGCUCCCCCUUGUAAAUAUAGGAGUCAGACGGUGCACACUAUUUUGGUGAAAUACAGACCUCCCCCAA